This is a messenger RNA of Aspergillus welwitschiae, 450 nucleotides long. RefSeq lists its product as uncharacterized. NCBI's taxonomy places the organism in Eukaryota, Fungi, Ascomycota, Eurotiomycetes, Eurotiales, Aspergillaceae. The transcript has a single exon. The record is from RefSeq and is a predicted model, not a curated record. Bases 70 to 309 code for a protein of 79 amino acids.
CUGUACUUCUAGAAUUAUGAUGAUUAAUGAUUAACUAAGAUUGUCAUCUUGUUAGUUUGUAGAUUAUGGAUGGUAGAUCUCUUGCCGAGGGUAGUAAUACUAGCGGAAUUGAAUAGGGGAAUAGGGAUCAGUAUCAUCGUAGGGAGUACUCUAUACGGUAUUACUUUUGCUUUUGCUUUUGCUUUCAUGACAUUAAGGGCGGUAAGGAAGGAAGAGAGGAAUCGGAGAAUUAAUGAGGUCAUUUAUUGGUUUCAGUUUUCGGGGUUUCUCCUAAUGGAGUACUACUUACGGAGUGUUGGUGAUGUGUGAUGUGAUGUGUGAACACCCAUCAUUUACCGAGGCUGUCUUGUGUAUCUGGGAUGGAUGGAUGGGUCAGAAGUAUAUCUUUUCCUUGCUACUACUAUCAUAGUACUUUGUGAGGGAUAUGGAGAAUGUGAAUAUUAGGAAUAU